Ostertagia ostertagi is the source of this 345-nucleotide messenger RNA. The record is from the annotation of a GenBank genome assembly. Lineage: Eukaryota; Metazoa; Nematoda; Chromadorea; Rhabditida; Trichostrongylidae.
AUGGAGCAUAGACGCGAUACUGGGCAUACGAUUCAUCUUCGCGGGAAAGGAAAAGUUAAUAGAAGUGAGGGCCAACCCCAAAUAAAAGCACUAAAGCAAUUCAAGAAGAUCUCCACUGCCUGCUCAGCCCUCAGCGAUCCAAACAAGCGAAGGCAAUGCGAUUUUAGUCGCGUGUUCAAAGCUCUUUUUAAUAAAUUAGGUGACUCGAUUCCUACUCAAAUUGUGCCAAAAGUUGUCAAUAAUGUUGAGGAAGAGGUGGAGUGGAGACGAAGAUCUCAAAUUGCCGAGCAGGCAUUCUGUAAAAGAGGCAGAGAUAAGGGUGCUGCAGAAGGAAAUGUUGAGUAA